Messenger RNA from Glycine soja, 2053 nucleotides. Its product is annotated as threonine synthase 1, chloroplastic-like. Gene Ontology annotation, molecular function: pyridoxal phosphate binding; threonine synthase activity. Lineage: Eukaryota; Viridiplantae; Streptophyta; Magnoliopsida; Fabales; Fabaceae. Gene Ontology annotation, cellular component: cytoplasm. The transcript has 2 exons. The coding region runs from base 93 to 1640 and encodes 515 amino acids. Gene Ontology annotation, biological process: L-cysteine biosynthetic process. The record is from RefSeq and is a predicted model, not a curated record.
UCCUUCGAUAAAUAACAUCAGAACCAUUCAUAUUUCAUCAGUGUUUUUCUCUUCUCCAAAUUCCAAUCCUUCAAUUCAAUAAUUUAGUAAAAAUGUUGUCUUCUCUGCUGAACCCUUCCUUCACCACCACCCUUCCAAUCCAUUCAAUUUUAAUCCCUAAUAACCGCCGCGCCUCCACCGUAGUAUCAUGCACCUCCUCACACCUCACCACCAACAACCACUCCCAUGUUUCUUCGCCGCCGAACAUCAAGGACGAGGCCCGCCGCCGCCCCGCGGCGGAGAACGACUUCACGGCGAAGUACGUCCCCUUCAACGCCGGCUUCGACUCGCCGGAAACCUACUCGCUCGACGAAAUCGUGUACCGCAGCCGUUCCGGCGGACUCCUCGACGUGCAGCAUGACAUGGAGGCUUUAGGGCGCUUCGACGGCGCGUACUGGCGCGCGCUGUUCGACUCGCGCGUGGGGAAGACGACGUGGCCGUACGGGUCCGGCGUGUGGAGCAAGAAGGAGUGGGUCCUACCAGAAAUAGACCCUGACGACAUCGUUUCCGCCUUCGAAGGCAACUCGAAUCUCUUCUGGGCGGAACGCUUCGGGAAACAGUUCGUGGGAAUGAACGAUUUGUGGGUGAAGCACUGCGGAAUCAGCCACACCGGAAGCUUCAAGGAUCUCGGCAUGACCGUUCUCGUCAGCCAGGUCAACCGCCUCCGCAAAAUGAACCGCCCCGUCGUCGGCGUCGGCUGCGCCUCCACCGGCGAUACUUCCGCCGCGCUCUCCGCCUACUGCGCUUCCGCCGGAAUCCCCUCCAUCGUCUUCCUCCCCGCCAACAAGAUCUCCACCGCGCAACUAAUCCAACCGGUUUCAAACGGCUCUUUAGUCUUAAGCAUCAACACCGAUUUUGACGGCUGCAUGAAGCUGAUUCGUGAAAUCACCGCCGAAUUACCCAUCUAUUUGGCGAAUUCGUUGAACAGUUUGCGUCUGGAGGGUCAAAAAACCGCUGCAAUUGAGAUUCUGCAGCAGUUCAACUGGGAGGUGCCGGAUUGGGUUAUUGUACCCGGGGGCAAUCUGGGAAAUAUUUAUGCUUUUUACAAGGGUUUUAAGAUGUGCAAGGAAUUAGGGCUUGUGGAGAGGAUUCCAAGGCUAGUGUGUGCUCAGGCUGCGAAUGCAAACCCUUUGUAUUUGCACUACAAGAAUGGGUUUAAGGAUUUUAACGCUGUGAAGGCUGAGACUACUUUUGCUUCUGCUAUUCAGAUAGGGGAUCCUGUUUCAAUUGACAGGGCAGUGCAUGCUCUGAGGAACACGGAGGGGAUCGUGGAGGAGGCAACAGAGGAGGAGCUGAUGGAUGCAAUGGUGCAGGCUGAUUCCACUGGAAUGUUCAUAUGUCCACACACUGGGGUGGCUCUGGCGGCGCUUAUUAAGCUGAGGAAUCGUGGGGUUAUCGGUGCCGGUGAGAGGGUUGUGGUGGUGAGCACUGCACAUGGAUUGAAGUUUGCACAGAGCAAGAUUGAUUAUCAUUCUGGGCUCAUUCCUGGAAUGGGCCGCUAUGCUAACCCGCUGGUUUCGGUUAAGGCGGAUUUUGGAUCGGUCAUGGAUGUUCUCAAGGAUUUCUUGCACAACAAGUCCCCCGACUUUAACAAGUCUUGACGGUUGCCAAAUUUGGUCCAAGUAUUCGAGGGUUUUGAUUUCAACAACAUGCUUCUGGUGACGCAAUGCAUAUUUUCGUGCAUAACAUCAUUGUCGAAGAUGGAUCUCGAUCGAUGAAUACUUGUGUGGCAAGUAAAUGAGAAGAAAAAUAGUGCUACUUGUACAAGAGAUUUUUAAAUGUUUUAUUUUCAAGUGUAAUCACAUCGAAUAAAUCUUGAAUUGGAGCUAUUAAUGUAGCUUAGCGUUGCAUGAAAUGAACAAUUGAGAUUGAAGUUUAAGAUUUUAUGCAACGGAUUUUUUGUUCAUGUUUCUCACUAUCCCAUCUCAUGCUCUGGCUAGUUCUUUCUUUUUGUGUUUUACCAGAAACGAUCUUCUGCUGAAAAACCGGGGACAUUGAUAUGUGAUCAUCUCCA